GCACAUAAUAAAUUGCAAAAAAAUAGUAAAGAGAGGUCCCAUGUACCCAUCACCCAGUUUUUCUUUAUGGUAGCAUCUAACCGUAUGGUAUUAACAGUACAUUAUCCAAACCAGGAAAUUGACAUUGGCACAAUACAAUUAAUUAGCUGAUGGGCUUUACUCAGAUUUUUUGGUGAAUUUUAAAGCUGUAAAAUACCCAAUGCAGAUUUUCACUAGUUAUGAUAACUGUCCUACUGUUCUCAUCCAGUGGAAGAAAUCACGUUGAUUUUUUUUAAAUAAAAUGAUUCUGGACACACACACACACACGCACCCCUUUUUCUGAAACCUUAAAAACAAGUCAAAGUUUUUCAUUUUGUUUUUUAACAUCUUCCACAGGCUACAAUUUAAUUAAGCAGUGACACUGGAGAUGAAGAAUGAUUUGGAGAUAGAAACAGAUGGAUUAAAAAUGGAUUUGGAAAUCAUAGGAGAUGGAAGAAUGAAUCAAGUAUAGCACAGGGGUUUCUGGCUUCAGCAACGGGCUGUGUGGAGGAACAUCUGUUGACACAGAGCAGUACUGGGAAGGGACUGGUUUGAAGGGAACAUCAUGCAUUCAGGCUCAGGCUUGUUCAGGGUGACAGGUCUGAGACAUUUAAGUUGAGGUGUGACAGGUGAGGUAUGGGGUCUAGAGAAUAAGAGACAUCUGAACCGAAGUUACUCAAUUGGAGAGGGGGCAUCACACAUAAAUAGUAUUUAAGGUUCCUUCUCAACUCUGUUCAUGUAUCCCAUAAAUAUUUAUGAAAUGAGUCUGUCUUAGGGACUCAGAGGUAAAGAAGACAGAAAAGGUCAGUGCCUGUCCUUCUGCAGCUUGCUUGUGACAGACAGGAUAGAGUGGUGGCUUGGUCCAGGCAGCCUAAAAGAGGGAGGUCAGUCACAAUGUGUAUUUUGUGAUGAGACCUGUGAUAUAAGCAGUGGCACGGAGGACCCCACUGAGAGUUUCCUCCUGCCAGGAGGACAGGGACACACAUAUGUUAUCUCUGUGCCCUCACACAUUCUACCCCAGGCCCAGUGGAGUCCUCUUUAGAGGUGAGCAAAUGGAAAGGGAGGUGGGAGAUGAGGGGUUGGAAGGAAGUGUGCAGUGAAGGGCUGGGGAGCCAUGGAGGCCAAGAGGAUGGAGGGUUGGGGGGCUGUCUGUGGCCUCAGUUCCUUAUCCCUCCAAGAACCAGGUAGAGGAGCCGUCAGUUACCAGACCCUGGAGCCAUCGCCUGGGCCAGACAUGAAGCGCUCGUGGCAGAUUUUUGUCCUGUGGGUCUUCUGGGUGUUCAUCUUGUGGCUGAUGGUCCCCUGCUUGGAUCCGAAGCAUGAGUGGGCACCCCAGGAAAAAUGGAUAAACAUGGUGCCAUGGCGUUGCUGCUGCCCUUGGUUCAAAUGCAGGAUAAGUGGCUACCCAUCUAGGACCCUCAAUUACUCUCUCUGCCACGACACAGUCAGAAGGGACCAGUUUGAUGCAGGCAACCAGAAGAUGAAGGGAUACUUGAUGGGAGCAGCAGAGUCCACAAGCCCCAAUGCUGUGCUCUGGUGGCUGGGCAUGCACUCAGCAAGUGAACUGGGCAAAGUGUGGAAGAAGCUGUUGGAGGCAAUUCCCAGGCCCUCAGUGAGCCAUCUCCAUCUCUUCUGCGGAUCUUGUGCAUUGACAGGGAACUCAAAGAUCCUGAGGGCCACCAGCCUCCAUAGCAACGUCAACCAGUACAGUGUGGUCUCCAGGAAUGCCAGGGAUCAGGGUUCCUGGAGACAGCUGCUGCUGCUGCUGCCGAAGCUUUUUGAUCUGGCUUGGACUUCAGAUGUUCUGAGUGAGGAGGUGAUGGUCUGGGAACCCUGACACUCUUAGUACCAGGGUGGGGGGCAGUAUGGAGAGGUCACUGCAGGGGAUGACAGAGGUGCUCCAGGGAGACCCUCUCCUGGCUUACUGGGGGAACCUGCAGGACCUUCCCAGUCCUCAGGAGCUGCUGAAACUUCCCCACCUCCUAAUUCUCCCUUAGAUUUUGGAAGAUGGUCCAGUUCCCUAGUAGAAUGAAAGAAAAGAUCAGCUAAGCAGAUGGGAGGCAGAAAGAUGUGGCUUCAGGCCGCUGUGGGAAGGGUCCCAGGUUGGCUUCCUCCCACUUCUUCCCCAGGUCCUGGUGAUCAGCCCCACCUUCCUCAGGUACAACUAGGGCAACAGGCUGGAUAACAGGGUCAGUAUCCAUCCCCAGGGCUUGUGGCUCUGUUCUGUGCCUUGCACACCUGUGACCCAAUGGAAGAUUCUUGUUCUUUCCUCACUUUAAACUUUUCCCCUCUAUGCCUUUAACAUAGCGUCUAAAAAGUUGUCUAGCUUCCAAGACCCUGCAUGAUGGGACCCUGCCCCUCCCAUCUCUCCCAGGCUCGCACAUCGGGCUUCUCCAUGUUCCCCAAACAUACAAUCUGCCUCGUGCCUUUUCACACAUGGCUCCCUCUGUCUGGAAUGCCCUCUUCUUGUCUCCCUGGGGAAUCCUCUCUCUUCCUCAGCUGGUUAAUGCUCGUUUCUGGGCUCUGGGGUCAUUCUGUGUAUUCAGAGUCUGUCUUCCUUGGAGGUCAGCUCUGUUUUUGUGCCAGCUCCAGGAGACAGCCUGUCACCCUCGACCUCGAAUGAGGGAGGUGGGAUGAAGACAGGAUUCAGCCUGCUGAGGCAUACUUCCCUCUCUCACCCACCAGGAUGUCCAAUUUGGAUUUGAAUCAGAAAAGCAAGGAAAGUGGUCCCAUUACUGGGAGGAUGUUAAUCAGACCAACUGCUCCAAGAAGGUUCUGUCCAUGCACAGCACAGAAGCAGAAACGGAAGUCAGCUCGUGUGACUCUAGUCCUUUGGCCGUGAAUACAGGAGAGUGUUGGGGUUGCAGCAGCAGGACGAUGGGGCCAUUUAGGGGUAAAGGGCAAGAAGAAGUUGUAUUGUGACCAGUCUGGUACUAAAUAAAAUCCUGGCCUGAUUCUCUUACCUGCAAGGACAGUGUCAGGGAGGAAAGGCCCGACUUGACUUCCAUAGCUCAGGGGCAAUAUUUGCAUUAAUUUCUCUGCCUGGUCUCCUGGAUCAUGCAGGUGGUGCAAAUUUAGAGCCAACCCCAUGCAAAGUGCAGGCCCAGAUUGAGUCUUGUGGGGGAGCUCUUUUCCCAUUGGAUAAAAAUCGAGAUAAGCUUCCUUAUUUCACCCAAUGCUGGCAGGUAAAUUUUUUUCUAGCCCAGCUUUCUGCUGAAGGUUCAGCUCUUUGAGGUUCCCAGUGUUUUGUUGGGGCCUCCAUUCCAAUUCUCUGCUUCCUCUGAGAUCAAGGUCCUCUAUCCACAUGAGCAUUAAACUCCUAAAUUCUUGGGCAGCCCAUUAGGCAGCUCAGAUACUCUUUAUGCUGUUUUAGAUUUUGCUUUUCGUUUCUGGCAUCUGAGGACUUCCUAGAUAUAUAUAUAUAUAUUUAACUACUGCUCUGUAUUAAAUUUUUUUUUUUUUUGCUUUUUUAGGGCU
This is a messenger RNA of Sus scrofa (pig), 3495 nucleotides long. The record is from RefSeq and is a predicted model, not a curated record. Lineage: Eukaryota; Metazoa; Chordata; Mammalia; Artiodactyla; Suidae.